Molecule: messenger RNA, 1977 nt
Organism: Tripterygium wilfordii
Lineage: Eukaryota; Viridiplantae; Streptophyta; Magnoliopsida; Celastrales; Celastraceae
Product: beta-fructofuranosidase, insoluble isoenzyme CWINV1-like
Exons: 7
Coding region: 34-1767 (577 amino acids)
Biological process (GO): carbohydrate metabolic process
Molecular function (GO): hydrolase activity, hydrolyzing O-glycosyl compounds
Source: RefSeq, a predicted model, not a curated record
CUUCUCAAUUUCUCAUCCCCACAAAAAGCAACCAUGGCCAGACUCUCCUCUGUUUUCAUCCUCCUUAUCAUUUCCCUUCUUGGCCAUGGCAUUAUCAAGCUUGAAGCCUCACACCAUCUUCACAAAAACCUUGUAAGCCAUGAAUCCACCUUUACGAACGCAACUAGUCAACCUUACAGAACAGGGUACCACUUCCAACCCCCCAUGAAUUGGAUCAAUGAUCCUAAUGGACCAAUGAUUUACAAGGGAAUCUACCAUUUGUUCUACCAGUACAACCCAAAAGGAGCUGUGUGGGGCAACAUUGUGUGGGCCCACUCUACAUCGACGGAUCUCAUCAACUGGACCCCACACGAUCCCGCAAUCUACCCAUCACAGCCUUCCGAUAUCAACGGUUGCUGGUCGGGUUCCGCCACAAUCCUCCCUGGAGACAAACCGGUCAUUUUCUACACAGGAAUUGACCCGCAAAAGAAACAGGUCCAAAACAUGGCAGUACCCAAGAACUUAUCCGACCCGUAUCUCAUCGACUGGGUCAAGUACUCCAAGAACCCGCUGAUGGAACCGACAUGGGAGAACCAAAUCAAUGCCAGCUCAUUUAGGGAUCCGACAACAGCAUGGUUUGGACCGGAUAAGAGAUGGAGAUUGAUUGUUGGGAGCAAAAGACACCGUAGAGGACUAGCAAUUUUGUAUAGAAGUAAAGACUUUGUGCAUUGGAAUAAAUCACAGCAUCCACUACAUUCCGCCAAGGAUACAGGGAUGUGGGAGUGCCCUGAUUUUUUUCCGGUCUCCUUCAGCGGCCAAGACGGCGUCGACACAUCGGUGAUGGGUCCGGAUGUUAAACAUGUGCUGAAGGUGAGUUUGGACGACACUAAACAUGAGUAUUACACUAUCGGGACAUAUAACUCGGUUAAGGACAGCUAUAUCCCGGAUAAGGGAUCAGUGGAAAGUGAUGCUGGGUUAAGAUAUGACUAUGGAAAGUUUUACGCUUCCAAGACUUUCUUUGAUGGUGAUAAGAAAAGGAGGAUCUUGUGGGGUUGGAUAAAUGAGUCAUCGAGUGUCGGUGAUGAUAUAGCAAAAGGAUGGUCAGGAUUACAGGCAAUUCCACGACAUAUUUGGCUGGAUAGAUCCGGGAAACAACUGGUCCAAUGGCCGAUUAAAGAAAUAGAAAAGCUUCGCCAAGGUCCAGUUAACUUGAAUAAUCAAGUGCUUAAGGGAGGAGGAUCAGUGGUUGAAGUCUCUGGUGUCACAGCAGUGCAGGUUGAUGUUGAGGUUUCGUUUGAAUUGUCCCACAUUGAGAAAGCAGAAAAGAUGGACCCAAGUUGGACCAACCCACAAUUACUUUGUAGCCAAAAGGGUGCAUCGGCGAAAGGUAGUUUCGGACCAUUUGGGUUGUUAGUUUUGGCUUCAAAAGGAAUGCAAGAAUAUACAGCAGUUUUCUUUAGAGUAUUCCAAGACCAGAACAACAAAUAUGUGGUGCUUAUGUGCAGUGACCAAAGCAGGUCUUCAUUGAAUGAAGAAAAUGACAAGACCACUUAUGGUGCUUUUGUUGAUGUGGAUCCUGUUCAUGAGAAGCUGUCACUGCGAAGCUUGAUUGAUCACUCCAUAGUGGAGAGCUUUGGUGGGGAAGGGAAGGCUUGCAUUACAGCAAGAGUGUAUCCAACUCUGGCAACAGGUGGUGGUGCCCGCUUGUAUGCUUUUAAUAAUGGAACGCAAAGUGUCACUAUCAACAGCUUGAGUGCUUGGACCAUGAAGAAAGCUCAAAUCAACUAGAGACUGCUAGAAAACCCAAAACACAGUGGAGAAGUGGGGAUCCGAUGGGGAAAUAAAACCUAAAUACAAAAAAAGAUGGACAGAUACCAGUUCAUGUAUUUACAUUGUUUAUGUUGCUACCUUUCCAUUCCCUUCUGGAAUAAACCUGUACCCAGGAAUAAAGUUUUUAUGAACUAUUCUUUCCCAAUAAAAAUAUGGUAUUUGUUGAAA